UUUUGAACAACAAAGGAGAAUGUAAUUACAUAAUUAAUCGAGGAUUACUACUAAAUAAAAAUAUUAAUGGUUAGCAAACCCUAUUAUUAAUAAAGGCAUGACUAAGCGAAGACCGUAUGUAGUUCAGUUGAACCUUGUGGGGGUGCACAGUGCACACCGCACGUACCUUCACUGAGAACCAUGUCCAAGACGGGUGAAGUCAAAGUACCCUUUUUCAAGAAGGGAAAAUCUCGACCAACAACCUCCCGAAAAAGAUCGGCUUCUCCCUCUCCCCGUGUGUCAGCGCCGAUACCAUCUUCAUCCAAGUCUGAGGUUGUUCACCCUUCUCGCAAAGCGACUGGCAAUCUUCUGAGCGCUGGCACGAAACGCACGGCUGCACAACGAAGGGAAGAUGAACUAGAUGAUUCAGACAUUGCAGAACGCGACGGUCCUGCUGUGAAGUGGACCGCAGCCGGAUCGCACACAAACGCAGCACUUGAGAUACUAGCUGGCGACGAAGCUGCAGAGCUACUUGCUAAACGGCAGAAGAAGGAGAAGGCGGACAGAGGCGAAGACGAGGAGGAAAUACCUGAUGAUGGACUGUAUAGAGGUCAGAACGCUUAUCGAAGCCACUUGAAGAAAAACCAGGAAGUACCUAAAGCCAUGCGUGUUGGUCCUCAGCGAGGGACCAGCACCAUUCGUACGGUUACCAUUGUCGAUUAUCAACCCGAUGUUUGCAAAGACUACAAAGAAACGGGGUACUGCGGCUUUGGUGACACUUGCAAAUUCUUGCACGACCGUGGCACGUACCUUGCUGGCUGGCAAUUGGAUAAACUCGCCGAGACCCCGCGAAAACAGGUCGAGGAUGUGUCAGACUCCGAUUCCGACAAUGAGGACAUACCCUUUGCUUGUCUCAUCUGUCGAAAACCUUAUACGGAUCCGGUGGUUACGCGGUGCGGGCAUUAUUAUUGUUCGGCUUGCGCAAUCAAGCGCUAUGCCAAAACUCCCAAGUGCUUAGCAUGCGGCACCCCGACGGGUGGGAUAUUCAAUCGUGCCGACAAAAUUAUAGACAAAAUGAACAAGAAACGCGCAGAAAAAGACGACGAGCACGUCGAGGAUGACAAUCCCGGGGUCGAAAUCGAGGGCCUGGCUGAUAACGGUAGCAGAGACAGCGACUCAGGUGAUAAUGAUAAUGAUUGAGAUCUAUAUCAUUGUAUCGCUUAUCAAUACGCGCGUGACACGUUCUUUGUGAGCUUACCAUUAGAAGUGUCAUCCAUAUUUUCUCUUCCACCAACGUGGGCCCGCUAUCACUUUUGAUCCCCUUCUAGGUGAACUUCUGAGCAAAUGUCUCCUGUGUAGCUCGUCUACAAGAGUCCUUUGCUGAGAUAAUUGGUUUGAUGUCCGAUUCGGAAGCGUUCGAACACGACCGCUUACUGAUAGCGUUGUAAGUACGAAACACAGGGUGGUACUGUUCUGACCGUAGAGCUUGUCUGAGCAGACGCCGAGUUUAUUGUCAUUGAACUUAUUUG
Suillus paluster is the source of this 1508-nucleotide messenger RNA. RefSeq lists its product as uncharacterized. NCBI's taxonomy places the organism in Eukaryota, Fungi, Basidiomycota, Agaricomycetes, Boletales, Suillaceae. The coding region runs from base 181 to 1179 and encodes 332 amino acids. The transcript has 3 exons. Gene Ontology annotation, cellular component: U2-type spliceosomal complex. The record is from RefSeq and is a predicted model, not a curated record. Gene Ontology annotation, biological process: snoRNA splicing. Gene Ontology annotation, molecular function: metal ion binding.